This is a messenger RNA of Penaeus vannamei (Pacific white shrimp), 589 nucleotides long. RefSeq lists its product as uncharacterized. NCBI's taxonomy places the organism in Eukaryota, Metazoa, Arthropoda, Malacostraca, Decapoda, Penaeidae. The record is from RefSeq and is a predicted model, not a curated record.
UCCAGAUAUAUAAAAGUUGGAAGGACACAUACGAGCACAAUUAUCCUGAGGCUACCACAAUCAUAUCUACCAUGAAGACACUGGUGUUAGUACUGUUGUUUGCCUUCGUAACGGCAGAACAGAAACGUGAAGCUGAACCUGGCUUUGGCAUCGGCUACCCUUUUAUUCGUCCUUAUGGUAUUGGCUAUGGCUACAGCUCAGCCAUUACACACCAUCCAUUCGGCAGCCAUUCCUCCGUCCAGUCCUACAAUCACUUGGUCAAGAAACGUGAAGCUGAACCUGGCUUUGGCAUCGGCUACCCUUUUAUUCGUCCUUAUGGUAUUGGCUAUGGCUACAGCUCAGCCAUUACACACCAUCCAUUCGGCAGCCAUUCCUCCGUCCAGUCCUACAACCACCUCAUCAAGAAACGUGAAGCUGAAGCUGAUCCUAGCUUCCCUGGCUUACUAGGUUACGCUUCUCUUCAGUAUCCAGGGUACGGUCUUGGGUACAAGUAUAGCCAUGCUUCCCUUCCUCUCCAUUAUGGUAUUUACUGAAGCUGCAUUCCCAACCUACGGAACUGACACCUCAUUCGAACCCUUAUUACAGUUCU